UCCCUCCCUUUCGAUCCUCCUCCUCUCCCCUCUCCGGUUGAGCGACCUCUGGCUCCCGCCUCUUCCGUUUCCGCCGCUGUCGCCUGUUUCUUUGCCGGAUGAAUGCUGUUGUUUCUCUGCCGGCACCAGAUGACUUGCUCUGGAGCUGCUGCAACUGACUCGUGAUGCACAGACUGACAUUGGAAAUGAGAGGGAAAUCAAGCUUUGUUUUAUCCCAGUUGUGAAGUGACAGUAAAUCAAUAGAAGAUGGGAGAGGCUGAAAGCAGAUCUAAAUCAUCUUCAGGAUGGCUUCCAGAAUGGAGUUUGGCCUUCUGGACUCUGUGCUCAGUGAUGGUACCAGUCAUGAUCACCUUGUGGUGCAGUUUUCGGCGAUCUCGGAGGCAAGGACUUCUGCAGGAUAUCUUGCAUAAAAGCAAGCAUGAUUGGCAAGAUAUAGACUUCUUUAGCCAGCCUACCUAUUGCUGUGUCUGCACCCAGCAUAUUCUCCAGGGAGCUUUCUGCAACUGCUGUGGGGUGUGUGUUGAUGAAGAAUGCCUGAAGAAAGCUGAUGGUCUUUUCCUAUGCAAGGAAAUUGUGACAAGAUGCCAAGAUGGGAGACCGGCUUCUAUGGUGCACCAUUGGAUCCGAGGCAAUGUUCCACUGUGUAGCUACUGUGUGGUGUGCAAACUACAAUGUGGUACACAACCCAAGCUCUGUGAUUACAGGUGUAUUUGGUGCCAGCAAACUGUACAUGAUGAUUGUAUGCAGAAUUCUUUGAAGAAUGGGAAGUGUGAAUUGGGAGAGUUUCACAACCUCAUUAUACCCCCAACUUACUUGCUCAAAAUCUCUCAGAUGCGUAAAAGUAAACACAUGAAUGACUACAAGCUAUCUGAGUCUUAUGGGAAAAAUUGGACCCCAGUAAUAAUUCUGGUUAAUACUCGGAGUGGAAACAAUAUGGGGGAAACCCUGAUAGGGCAAUUCAAGAUCUUAUUAAAUCCAAUUCAGGUAUUUGAACUAACCAAAGUAACUCCAGCAAAAGCACUCCAGCUUUGCACCUGGCUACCUAACAAUUCUGCCAGAGUCCUUGUUUGUGGUGGAGAUGGCACGGUGGGUUGGGUCCUGGAUGCAAUUGAUGGCAUGAAAAUAAAAGGACAAGAAAGGUCUGUCCCUCGGGUUGCAAUUUUACCCCUGGGCACAGGUAAUGACCUAUCAAAUACCCUUGGCUGGGGUGCUGGCUAUGCUGGGGAAGUUCCAGUGGAGCAGAUUCUACACAACAUCAUGGAUGCAGAUGAAAUCCAAUUGGACAGAUGGAAAGUUCAGGUAAUAAACAAAGGAUACUACAACCUAAGAAAAUUGAAGGUAUUCACAAUGAAUAACUAUUUUUCAGUAGGGCCAGAUGCCCUCAUGGCUUUAAACUUUCAUGUUCACCGUGAGAAGACUCCAUCUCUUUUUACUAGCAGGAUUAUUAACAAGGCUGUGUAUUUUUUUUAUGGAACCAAAGAUUGCUUAGUUCAGGAAUGUAAGGAUCUAAAUAAAAAGAUUGAGCUAGAGUUGGAUGGAGAGAAGAUCGACUUGCCCAGUUUGGAGGGGAUCAUAGUGCUAAAUAUUGCCUACUGGGGAGGUGGCUGUCGACUGUGGGAAGGAAUGGGGGAUGAACUUUAUCCUCUAGCAAGGCAUGAUGAUGGACUACUGGAAGUUGUUGGAGUCAAUGGCUCAUUUCACUGCGCACAAAUUCAAGUGAAGCUUGCAAAUCCUGUCCGGCUGGGACAGGCCCAUACAGUAAGGUUGAUUUUGAAGAAUUCAAAGAUGCCAAUGCAGGUGGAUGGGGAGCCUUGGGCACAAGGCCCUUGCACUAUCACUAUUACUCACAAGACCCACGCACUGGUGCUCUAUCACUCAGGUGAACAGACAGACGAUGACGUGUCCAGUGUGUCUGAACAGGAACUGACUAAAGAUCAAACUGAUGAAGACACAUAGGUCUUGAUCCAGUUUGGCCUGUUAACUAGUGAUGGUAGUUCAGCAUGGCUUUUGCUGAAAAACCUUGCACUAUGAUCCUGGCUCUCACAUAUAUAUAUAUAUAUAUAUACACAUACAGCAUCAAGAAGAAAAAAUAACAGAGUGGAGGAACCUUUCAUGGUAACUGUUUACUGAUUACUCUUUAGUAGUCCCUGAAAAAGUAUGUUAUAGUCCUGUGUAAUAGUAAUUGUUACCAGGUUUGUAAUUUGAGGCUUGAAGGCAGUUCUUCCAUUAAUUGCACAAAGCCACUCGGGGGUUCAGACGAUCCUUGCGCAGACAUAGCACCGUCUGAUCAGGAAUAAUCCGUGGAGUCAAGCUGCUCCUUUUCUCUCCCUUCCUCACCUCUGUUGGUAAUGCAUUCCUUUUUCUUUCGGAACCUAACAUGGCGCAGUGCCAGAACCAUUAUUUUUGCUCUCUUUUGAAAAUGGAAGGGUGAAAAUGGGGAAAUUUGUAUGAGAAAAAAAUUCGUAAGACUACAAAGCUCCCCUGGGGGCAAAAACUAUGUCUGCACUAGGUUCACAGCCUGCUUCAAGUUCAGUUUUGUUGAAUAAGUAUUAUUAUUGGUGACUUACAAGGCGCAGACCCCGCUGACUGAUAUUCUUACCUUUUUUUGCGAUCCUUAAUAGAGUGAGGGAUAGAUUUAUAUGCGGCCUAUCCAGUCAGUUACUGAUAAAAUAUUUUCUCAUAGGAAAAUGUUUGUCGUUUGGAAUAUUAAUCUUGCUUCCGUACUAGCUGUGUAAGAGGUUUUUUAAAUACGUGCUUUGUUUCUAAUGUCUGUUACACUGAUUUAUUUAUAAAAAUGGCAACUCUAAUUAGGACUCAUUAAUUAACUUACAACUUUGGAGGUUACUUUUAGACUCCUACGACAGGUAGGCUGCUGCCAGAUUGCAAAAUGUAAGGAAGUUAGCAAAUACGUGGCAGGAUCUUGCAGGAAUUUAGAUAAGAACACAGAUGCACUGAGAUUUCAGCAUUCUUAUUUUAGAACUUGGAGAUGUAUGAGAAUAGGUGAUUUUGUGGUAUUCCAGCUAUUUGUAUUACUGUGUUUUUAAUAUUCUGGCACCUGCCACUGGAAAAAAAAAACUUGCCGGUUUCUGAUAACCCAAAAAUCUCCAGCUUUUUGACAGUCUGGAUAUUUGAGUCCCAGGAGGGACUUUGGAGAUGCUGGUGAAGGGCUACAUGAGCUAGGAAGUUAGAAGAAUCUGUUAGUGGAAUGUACUUAUUCAAAGGAACACUGGGUCUAAAUAGGUAUGAGGUGAGCAUGCUUAAAUUAAUGUACGCAGCUGCUAUUAAUUUACUGUAGGCACAAUCUGUCAGGAAUUCUCUAUGCCUAGAUCCUACUAAAAUAACACAAUCCUAGUAAAUUGUGCCUUGAUCCAAAUAUUGCUUUUCUUGUCCUUUUAGGAAAUCUUGGAUCUCUCUCGUGAAAUAAUUCUUUUAAAGUUUGCUAGCCAUCUGAGUAGUAUAAAGCCAUGCUUUGAAACUAUUAUAUAGCUUAAGAUUGAUACACUUAUUUGAUGGUAGGGAAGUAUUUCAGUGUUUUGAUAAAUCAGGCAUGUUUAAAUAUUUUUGUGGGACUUAUAUGAAUGCAUGAACUGGUAUGUUGAAUAUGAGGAUCUUGUUUACUGCAGCUGAGUGAUUGCAAGGGAUAAGCAUCUGUUAGAGGCAGCAAGAGUAUAUGUGUUGGACCGUUUUGUUAACUGUUGCAAUUUUUUUUUCAGUUUUCUUGCUACUUGAUUAUUAUCAUAGUAUUUAUAAUAGUACUAUGGUUACUUUAAUAGUUUACACGGAUAAGUAUAUUAUUCAAAGGAUUUUUGUGUCCCUGAUUAUGUUCCGUUUAUACAAGGUUUAUUUAUUAAAUUUAUAUACCCCCCCAUCUCACCAAAAGCACAGCAACAGAUACAAAAUAUAAAAAUCCAUAUUGAAAACCUAUCUCCAGCACAAGAUAAUAGUAAAAUACAGUUGAUGUAAGCAGUGCCACUAGGCCAGGGAUAGGCAACCUUGGCUCUUUUAUGACUCGUGGACUUCAACUCCCAGAAUUCCUGAGCCAGCGUGGCUCAGCUUGGAAACCUCUCCCUUUCCCCUCAGCAUGGCUGGCUCAGGAAUUCUGGGAGUUGAAGUCCACGAGUCAUAAAAGAACCAAGGUGGACUAGGUGAAAUGCCUUCCAGUACAUCAGAGCAUUGCUGAUCAGAUCAGCUGGCCUGCAUUUUUCUUGCAUUGGUUCUCUGACAGCCUCGCUGGAGGAAGAUGAAAAAUGCCCUUGUUCACUCUUAUGCUUUAUCAGAAGCUGUUAUGAAAUUCUUGCCAUUAAUCAGAAUAAUGAAAAAAAGACAUAGUUACAACUCUUGACCUGAUGACAGUUCAGAGUUAUUAAAUAAAAUUACUUACAACCCAUUCCUUGAAGUUACAACUGCCGCACAAUCCCCGCAGUCAGGCGAUGGCAUUUCGGGCAGUUGGCGAUUUGUUUGCACUUGCGACAGGUUGCGAUUAUGUGAUUAUCAUUUACAAUCUUCCCUUCCGGUUUCCCCAGAAAGUCAGUGCAGAAGCCACCAGGUUGCAAGCUACUGUUGCCUGCAGAAGGGUUUCCCCCUCCUCUGCUAGAAGUGGAAGGGAAAUUCUAGCAUGGGGUUGGAGAAAGAAAGGUAUUCGAGAUUUUCUCCAGCCUAGCAUCAGAGUACCCCCUACCCCCCCCCAUGCACGCAGAAGGGAACUCCAGCAUUGGAUUGCAGAAAAGAAAUUUGCAUUCUGCAUGUCUAACCUUUUUUCUAACCUUUCUGCGAUUCAGAAACAUCAUGUUCGUAGCUUUCCAACCAGAAAAACCAGUAAGCACCGUGUUUCCGAAUAGUAAAAAAGGCUCUUUCCAGCCUUGCUUGCCUUCAGAAACAUCAUAAGAGCUGUUGUUUUUCUCACAAUUGUUUUAAAGCAGCGGUUCUCAACCUAUGGGUCGCGACCCCAUUUGGGGUCGAUCGCCCAUUUUUCGGGGGUCGCCAAAGGCGGCGAUCCGCCAUUUUUUGCGGUGCCGUGCACGCGCGCCGCGCAUGGGGGCGGUGCCACGCAUGCACGCCGCGCGUGGGGGCGGUGCCACGCAUGCACGCCGCACGUGGGGGCGGUGCACCGCACGCGGGGCGGGGCGCGGCCCGGCGCAUGCGCAGAACAUUUGUGUGACGGGGGGCGCCGUCACACAAACGUUGAGAAGCACUGUUUUAAAGGCUAGCAGAGCCACUUUUUACCAUUCGAAUACAUCGUGUUAUUAGCUUUCUGUUUUUCUAUUUUUUCCAGCCUUUCUGUUAUUCAGAAAAAAAUCACAUUCGCUACCUUUUUUUUUCUUUUUUAAAGGCAGUACUUUUAUUAUGAAAUAGUAUUAAAAAAUAUAUUAAAAAUCAGUGUGCAAUGUGACUUCGUUCAGCCUCACCACAGUGAGGCGCUGUUUUGGGAGGCUUCCGAGGCGUCUGGCUCCAUCUUUCCCUCAGGGAUCUCUUUCCCCUGUAGAUGAACUGCAGAAGGCCCCAUGAAACGAUCUCUUUUGGUUACCUGGGCGGGUUUCUUGAUUAUAUAUUUGUCUCGGUAAUAUUGUGGCAGGAUAUUGGUUGAGCAACCCUCUCUCCAGAUGCAUUGGAGGAGAGGCUCCAUUGUUCCCAGCCGGCGUAGCUGUGGUGUGGGAUAAUGAAACCUGCGAUCCAAUCACGUUCGCUACCUUUCUAACCAGAAAGCUAGCAAAUGCAAUGUUUCUGAAAGGUUGAGAGGCUAGCACACAGGAGGAAAGCAGCCAUGCCAGGGGAGAGGCAAAACAUUCAGAUCUUUGGGGACCCAAGCUUCCUUUCUCUGGCCAAGCAUGGGGGUUUCCUUCCGCACAUAGAGGGGAGAGGAAGUCUGAAGUGGGCCAAAGAAAUGAAGCUCACGUGUUUGGGAUCUCUGCGCAUGACAGGCAAAUGUUUCAAUCCAUCCACCUAAUGACCCAUGCAGUCGCUUUGCCGCCGCACUGGGAGGACUGGGAUUGUGGUCAUUGAGCAAGGCGGGUCACCUGGGCAUCUCACUUAAUGACUGCAAUGACUCAUGACCAGAAUUCUGGGCUCAGUAAAAGUUGAAUCAAGGAUUACUGUAUAUGAAAAAAUAUAUGCUUAUGCACUUUAUCAGCAGUAGAUCAAGAAACAAAGUCUGAGCAUCUAGCUAGCUCUUGGAUAUGAUGCCAGUCAUAUAGAUCUAACCAUUAGAUGCAUUUGUCUUUAUCUGAAUUGUUAUAUUGUUUUGUAAACAUAUUUAUUAACCUCUGUAUUUUGAUCUUGGGUAUCCUGUUGUUUGUAUGGAUUUGAAAAUAAGUUGACAGUGCUUUGAAAGAGUUUUGUUGAAUGACGUUGUUUCAUUCCUGUUUCUGUUACCUAGAGUAUUUAAUUCUUUUAGAACUGUAAGAAGCAUCUUGUGUCCCUAGCAGACAUAAUCAAUUCCAUGUAGUUAAUCAAGAGAACGAACCAAAUAGAAAUCAAUUCUGUGUAAGCAAAUUGUACCAUUCUGGCUCACAUUUUUCAGUGAAGAAGAGAGAAAGGCUUGUCAUUGUAUCAUUUAGAAUCUGUAGUAUGAAGUGGGCUUUUAAAAAUCUAUAAAUUGAUUUGAGUUUA
Crotalus tigris (Tiger rattlesnake) is the source of this 6606-nucleotide messenger RNA. RefSeq names its product diacylglycerol kinase epsilon (gene DGKE). The record is from RefSeq and is a predicted model, not a curated record. Bases 247 to 1956 code for a protein of 569 amino acids. The transcript has 13 exons. NCBI's taxonomy places the organism in Eukaryota, Metazoa, Chordata, Lepidosauria, Squamata, Viperidae. Gene Ontology annotation, molecular function: ATP-dependent diacylglycerol kinase activity.